CUUUUUCGAUAUUUACAAUCCAAAAACCAUAUCAACAACUCACUCAUAAUGCCGAAACUCUUCAAUAAAAAAGAAGCCCCAAAAGCGCCAGAAAAUAAAGAUAAAGUAAAGGACGAACAUGAUUUCAUUCGAAAAGAAUUCGAGGAGUACUUUAAGAACCCGAAGAAUAACAAAUUCGAAAAGAUCCUCAAAGAUGGUGACUCCAAACCGAAGAAAAAAGAUUUUCAGUUGACACUCAACCUACCCGAGUACAAACCAGAAGAAGUGUUGGUGGCAGCUAACGGAAACGUGGUUGAAGUCAAGGGAAAGCACCAAGAGAAGGAUGAAAAAGGUGAAUUGCAGACUGUAAGAAGUUUCAUCAAGUCCUUUAGUAUAUCGGAAGAUUGUGAUGUGUCUCAGUUGAAGAGCAAGUUCGAAAAGGAUGGCGUUCUCACCAUAAGUGCACCAAGGAAGACUGACCCAUGAGAGCAAUCACUCGCAAUUAUUUAAUAUAGUACGCAAAUUAUUUUUUGUAUUCGGACAUUAUAUUCGACAGUUUUCUGUCCAUUUUA
Messenger RNA from Coccinella septempunctata (seven-spotted ladybird), 551 nucleotides. RefSeq names its product alpha-crystallin B chain-like. The transcript has a single exon. NCBI's taxonomy places the organism in Eukaryota, Metazoa, Arthropoda, Insecta, Coleoptera, Coccinellidae. The record is from RefSeq and is a predicted model, not a curated record. Bases 49 to 465 code for a protein of 138 amino acids.